Molecule: messenger RNA, 3492 nt
Organism: Morone saxatilis (striped sea-bass)
Lineage: Eukaryota; Metazoa; Chordata; Actinopteri; Moronidae
Product: opsin-5-like
Exons: 3
Coding region: 1-921 (306 amino acids)
Biological process (GO): G protein-coupled receptor signaling pathway
Cellular component (GO): membrane
Molecular function (GO): G protein-coupled receptor activity
Source: RefSeq, a predicted model, not a curated record
AUGGUUAACCAGCCUCCUUUCCCUGCGCCACACAGUUCAGUGAGUGCCACAGGGCCUAAUCACCAACCCCCACCCUCAGUCGGCAACUGUAACAAGUUCACCUACUGCCACGCCUGCUUACUGGUUGCUGGGAUCUGGUGCUACGCUGGAGUUUUUGCUAUAGGUCCCCUGUCUGGCUGGGGAGAGUAUGGGGCAGAGCCUUAUGGUACAGCAUGCUGCAUCAAUUGGCAUACUCCCAGCCAAAGCUCUGCAGCCAUGAGCUACAUCAUUUGCCUCUUCUUCUUCUGCUACAUUGUGCCCUGCACUAUCAUCUUCUUGUCUUACACAUUCAUCUUGAUGACAGUCCGGGGCUCCCGUCAAGCUGUGCAGCAGCACAUGUCCCCGCAGAACAAGAUCACCAAUGCACAUGCACUUAUUAUUAAGCUGUCUGUGGCAGUUUGCAUCGGUUUCCUGACAGCAUGGAGUCCAUAUGCCAUUGUGUCCAUGUGGGCAGCAUUUGGGAACUCAGCAACUGUACCACCCAUGGCUUUUGCUCUGGCAGCUAUCUUUGCCAAGUCCUCCACCCUUUACAACCCUGUUGUCUAUCUGGCCUUCAAGCCCAACUUCCGCAAGUCCUUGUAUCGGGAUGUAGCCCAGUGCAGAAGGACAUGUGGAUGUCUGUGUCAGCACAGCUCUGUACAGAAGGGAACUUGCAUGCAAUUGCAUCACAAAGAAGAGUGCAACUCCACAAGGUUGUCAAAUGGGCUGCCGGAGAACCACAGGACCUGCAGACACUGUCCUUGCCCUGAAACAGUCACUGGUACCAGAGAAAACUUUACAGACUACAGCCCCCAGCAGACUGCCAGGAUACUUAAAGGAUCGCUACAUAGUGAGGUGGCUGUCAGUCAGCUCUCCAAUGAGUUGCAGAGCGACUUCCUAUAGAGAAACAAACAUUGGCGGACACCUUGCAGGUAAAAAAAGGAGGGAAAGACGGCUGGUUGUGACUAAAGGUUGAAAGAAACAAGUUGCAAGUUGGGGAAUAGGGAAAAUGUAACUAAAAUCAAAAUGCUUUUAUUGAAGGAAAACAUUUUAUAACUUUAAAAACUAAGAACUUUUCUCAUGCCUCAAAUAUGUGAUACUGCCAAAAAAAAUUACCACAAUGUUAGCCAAACAGUAUGCAACAACAGAUGUGUACAUCAAUAUUUCAUCAGGUCAAAUUAAUCCGCGUCAAUAACUAUCUGCUCACUUUGACUGACUGAGACUGAGAGUCAAUAGAGUCACAAUGCAAAUUAAUUCAAGCCUGAUUUAAAAGAGGGAGCUGAUAUUGAAACUUUUUACUAUAUAACCUACCUUUUAUGUAUUUAUUACAAGUACUGUAUUUUAUGAUUUAUUUGAUUUGAUAGGUAUUUAUUAAUGCAUGCCUAUUUAAAGGACCACAGGGUUGCUGUUGUUACAUCAUAGGAAAACAGUUCUCCUCAGUCUCCUUAGUGAGCCCAUUGUUACAUGUGUAAAAAAUGAACUUUUACCCAGGGGGCGUCGUAUUGAUUCCUCUGCAAAUAGGAGCUGGAGUUGCCCAUGUCAAUUUUUCUAAUCAGCUGUGUUGAGGACAGAAGGGAUGACUGAAUUAUAAAAGCAGAAGAAUUUGGCUAACCAAAUCUAUAACACUCAAUAAGCUCGAUUCUCUCUUAGAAUACUCUAUGUGGAGAGCUCUAGACAGAAAUAGGACAAUCAUAUCAACUACAUAUUUGAAAAAUUGUAGAAAACAUAUGUUGCAUUGUACCAAAUGCUGAAUAAUAUUCAAACGUCCGCAUUUUGUACAAAUGAUGUGCGUUGCUUUACCUGCAUGAAAUCCAGACAUAAAAACACCAUGAACACACUAAACAGAGUAAUUAUUAUUAAUUUUUAUCUGUUUGUCAGUCUAGAACAAGGUUGUAGCCAUUAUUUAGUAUCUAUAAGUGUUCAUAAAACAGAUAGCUGACUGUUAUGGUGGACAAAGGUGAUUAAAAGAACAGGAAGUUGUGUUAACAUAUUGGCAUCUUUUUUUCCAGGAGGCUUACCAGAUGCAGUCAGAUAAGAUGUGGAAAGUUAAAAAAUAAUUAUGUUGUUUGUUUUACAAAAGUUUACCCAUAAUGUUAAUAAUAAUCCUUAGUUGCAGAGGAAAACUGUGUGUACGAAAGUCAAAGUCGCCAAGGAGUCUGUCUGUAAAAUGUGGUGGAUUUCCAGCCAUUUUCUCUUCCAAAUAAGGCUUUGUUUUUAAUACAGAUAUGAAGGCAAUCUUUCAUCCUUCAUCAGGCUACUAUUUAGCAAUGUUUUUGCUUUUCUAGAUUUCAUCAAUUAACUUGGGCAGUGUGUUAUCAUUACUGACAGGAGUGAUGACCAAACCUAAGAAAAUAAGACCCAAAAUUGUAAUAAACUGGAAUGAUCCUUUAAAGUCAGAUAACCUUUAAUGAAGCCUGUUAGUGUGUGUAUGAAAGUGAGAAAAAGGAAAAUCAUGUGGUUUAUUUAUACUGUAUGCGUUUAUUUUUCCAAUGUGCCUCUGUGAGCGUGUGCUUUCAUGGGCAGAAGUACAAAUGUGCAGCUCCUGAGAGAAGCUAACAGUAUCAGCAAAUUCUUUUGGGUCUGACUCACAAACAACAACAACAAAACAAUAACACUGAAAUGGGCAUAUUAAACGUGUUCCUUAAGCCAUUAUAACAAAAGGAGAGAAAUUAACUCUAUGUCUCUGCAUGGAUAUAGGCCACUUGCCUAUAGUGCUCUUCUUGCCUCCUGGAAAGGAGAGCGCCUGUUGUUCAAUAAAAGGAUUUGUAACAUGAGAGACACAAGGCUUUGCCUCAGCACCUGCCAACAUUAUUCCAAAUAAAAAAUGCCCAGUUAGCAUAGUUGAGUUUAACCACAGUGUUUGUCCAAUGAGCAGUUUUCCCCUGGCAGCAUAGGUCAUCAAAUGAAAGUAUAAAAAGACCUGCCAUGGAUAAGAUUAAUUAGAUCUGGUAGAACACGUGUUGUGGUUCAAUUGGCAUGACUCUCAUGCCAUGUCAUGAUUCCUUCCCUUAGCAUGGAGAGAGGGACUCUGUCAUAUGCAUGGAUUCAAACAAUGAUGGAUUUGUUCAUCAAAGAGAAUUUAACAGUAUAACAUUCAUUUUAUGAAUGCUUAAUGAAAAAAACCUCUCUAUGAGCUACAUUUUAUGUACAAAUGAUCAAUGAUUCAGUUUUCAUAAAAUACCUUACUAUAGAAGCAGUUUACUUUGUCAUGAAAUAAUUUGCUGCUAAGUAAUGCAUAACAACCAUGUCAGCACAUGUGAUGUAUUCUGCUACUGGUUGCACUUCUCAAAUUAAUGCUAUAACAUAGGUAAUGACGGCUUCUUGAAGAAAUUGAAACUAAUCCAACAUUGCCAUCCGAACGUAUAGCCCACUUGGGCUUUUUCACACAACACUUAGCCCUGGAGUUAGACCCUUGUUAGCUCAGGGCUUAUAGCUCUGUUAGAUGUGAGCUUCAUCUGUUAGAUGAAUUGUGCC